GUGAUACUGGAUAUAAUCGAUACUACAUAUUGUACUUUUACGAGAAGCAACAUUGUGAUUAUUAAUACCAUUGGUUGAUAUACUCACGUAUUAUAAUUGGCAAUGCUGCACUAAUUUAACGAAUUUGCAGUCUGGCAACAGUGCUUCAUCGAUGGCAGACUGCAAUGAGAAUUGAGGUUAUGUUAAAUUUGCGCGCUUUUUUUACACGUUUUUUCUUUUGUGCUUGUGCGGGAAUUAGUGCAUCUACACAAAAAAUAACGUGGAAUUUAAACUGCAAAAAGCAAGUUUGCUGGUCUGUGACGUGUGUUUGUGUAAGUAAACCUAUCUAAUCUUUUUAUUCUAAUUGUAAUUUAUACAGUAUAGUAUUACUAAUGGCUUAUGUUGGUGUUGAAUUUGACCAGGAAGAGAGAGGGUUUGUGGCCAUUGUAUCUGAUAAAUGGCUCACACCUUCGAAACAGCACACUUAUUGGCCAAAUUAUACAACCCAAUAUGAUUACGAUAAAUCGUUGCAUCGAGGCGAACUCCCUGUAAUAGAUAAAUGGCAACAUACUAAAUUGGCCCGAAUAUUUUUCGAAACGGAUGACUAUAAUACGGCACAAAGAAAAAUAAAAUUGGCGGAAGAACUAUCGGAUGUAGCCACAGACCACGAACAAACUACUACUAAUAAAAGCACCACCUCUGUAUGCGAGAAAAGUAAACGGAAACGUGUAGCCCCACGUAGGUUAUAUGAUGAUGUCGAUGAGAGUGACUGUAGCAUAGAAGAAGAAAAUAUUCUUCCAAAACCACCUCGAAUUUCAAUCGAAGGUAGAAACAAUUAUAAUUCGAACCAAAUUUUAGAUGCGAAUCCUGAAUCUCUGCCCUUACGUCGCUCUUCAUCUAAGACUUCUAAAUCCAUAGGGAGUGUGCAGUCCAAUUUAAGCCCCCAACACAGUUCAACCUUUUUGAGAGAUAAGGAACUAUCAACUCCGAGAUCCACCCUAUCAAGUCGAUCCUGUUCCUCUGCAUCGUCCACAAUUACAUUAAUAGAAGAACAACAAGGGUCUUCCUUCCAAUCUAAUCCAUCAACAGGUAAAAAACGAAGAGCACUGACCGAUGAAACAAUUAUCGAUUUGUUUUCUUGCAUUAAAGAGCAAAACAAACAAAUUCUAGCGUGGAUACAAAAGCAAAGCAACUCUUCAAGUGAAUCUCAAAUAAAUCAAAAUCAAGAUUUACCAUUUGUGUUGCCCAUAACGAAAAGUGCCGACUUAGCUACAACGGAAACUUGUAUUAAAGAAAAAGAAAUCUUUAAUCUUUUGGUAUCACAUUUAUCAAGACUAGGCGGGAAAGAUGUUACUUCUAAAACUAACAACAUGAUGAGGCAGCUACUGAGCAAUGACUUAGCAACAAAAUAUAGUUUUAUGGGUAGCAGACAGGAAAAAAGGCUUUUAACGAUUUACUUGUGAAAACGGCAGUAGUCCGUGCUGUACAGCGCUCAUGUACAAGUACAGUUGUAUCUGAUGAUCAAGUUCAUACUGCCAUCAAAAUUUGGUUGAAACAUGCGCCACAGCGGUUACAAGCAGAACUAAAGACCAAACAGAAGAAAGCUGGUUAAUCAAGAACGUUGGUAAAUAACUGUGUGUUUUUUUCUGUUACACAAAAUGUCUAAACGUAAAUACUAUAAAACUAAUGACCAUAUUGUGGGCAAAAGGCAGUUAUAUCGACGUAUAGCUGAAACUAAAAAUAAUUUUUACAAAAACAAUGAUAUUACUGUAUCUGGAACUGUGCAAUUAGAACAGGAGGAUAUUUCUAUUCAAUUAUCAGAUAACUUUAUAAAUUCGUCAAAUGUUUGCAACAAUUUAUCUUCUGAGAUACCUGAAAGUGUUGUACAGCAGUCAAGUGAUGAUUCUAGUUCAUAUGAGGAUCUGUUGGAGUAUGAUAUCUCUGAAGAUAUUAAUUUUCAAGUAAGUGAGGGCAAUGUAGAGGAAACACAAGCGGAUACUGAACCAACGCCGUCUUCUGGUGACCUAUUGGUUAAGAUCAGAAGAUGGGCUCUGCAUAAAAGUGUUCCAAAGUCCGCAGUAAAUGAUCUUCUAAAAAUAUUAAAACCUUAUCAUCCAGAAUUACCAACUGAUUUCAGAACGUUAUUAAAAACCCCUACUUCAUUUAAUACUAUAAUGUUGAACAAUGGAGAGUAUAUACAUAUCGGACUUCAAAAACACUUAGAAUAUUUUUUGAGUAAUUACAAUUUUACGGGUAGAUACUACAAUUGAUUUAAGUUUUAAUAUAGAUGGUUUGCCCUUGUUUAAAAGUGCAAAUACUUGUAUAUGGCCAAUAUUAGGCCUUAUUAAAUCUGUUAAAAGUAAUCCAUUUGCUAUUGGAAUAUUUUGUGGGCAAGGUAAACCAGAACCACUACAUUUAUAUCUAUCUGAGUUUAUUGACGAACUUCUAAAUUUGUUAAACGUUGGCUUGUACUUUAAAGAACAAACAUAUCAGGUCACAAUCAGAAGCUUUGUGUGUGAUAGCCCUGCUAGGGCCUAUCUAAAAUGUGUUAAGGGUCAUAGUGGUUACUCUUCCUGUGAUAAGUGCAUUGAAACGGGUAAAUACAUUCAAGGCCGUGUAGUUUUGAAAAAUAUAUCUGCACCAAGACGAACUGACGCAUCUUUCAUUGCACAACAGGAUGAAGAUCACCAUUUAGGUAUAUCCCCACUGCUUAAGUUAGGCAUUGGUUUAGUAACAGCUUUUCCCAAUGAUUAUAUGCACUGUGUGUGCUUGGGGGUUAUGAGAAAACUUCUUAAUACUUGGUUAGGACCAGACAAGGCAGUUAAACUUAAUGGUAAAAAAAUUAUUGACAUUUCUAAUUAUCUCACCAGUACUUCAUCAUGCAUACCACUAGAAAUUAAUCGUAAACCCCGUUCAUUAAGUGAUCUUCCAAGAUGGAAAGCAACAGAAUUUCGGACAUUCCUGUUGUAUGUGGGACCAGUUGCGCUUCAUAGGGUAAUUAAUAGUGCCAUUUAUGAGCAUUUCUUAUUACUCCAUAGUAGUAUAACAAUUCUAAUCUCAGAAAAGUUUAUAUCCAAAUUUAUGAAUUUAGCUAGAACAUUUAUUAACACGUUUGUGAAACACAGUGAACAUAUUUAUGGUGAACAGUUUAUUAUAUACAAUGUACACAUGCUUUGCCAUCUUUGUGAUGAUGUAACACUCUAUGGAGUAUUAGAUAGUUUCUCUGCAUUUUGCUUUGAAAAUUAUUUAGGUCAACUGAAGCGACUUAUUAAAAAACCUUCAAAACCAUUACAGCAAUUAUGUAGAAGACUAGGGGAAUUGCACCAGAAUGCAGACAGUUUUAUAACUAGCGCUGCACAAACAUCUUUGUUUUUGGCACACGUUAUGGGUCCAUUAAUACCAAAAUAUAAUUUUAUUCAAGUUAGUCAAUUUAAAAAAGUAAUUUAUGAUGAUCUAACUUUAAUUAUUCAUAGUUACUCUGUAGCUAAUUCCUACUGUCUUGUUGAAGAUAAUGAAAAAAUUAAAGUUGUUGAAGUACAAAACAUUCUGUCUUCUUCAGUGGGAGUUGAAAUAAUUGGAAAACAGUUCCAUAAAUUUAAGUCAUUUUAUAGUUAUCCCUUUGAUUCUCAAAACUUACAUAUAUAUAGAGUCUUUUCUUUUUCAACUGAACUUUAUAGUUGGCCAUUGCAAAAUGUUAUUGCUAAAUGCAUAGCUCUGCCUUAUUUGAACAACGAAAAAGUAAUUUUUCCUUUGCUUCAUACAGUAUAACUGCCUUUUGCUUACAGUUUUUGUGUUAAUAUGUUGUAUAUAUUUAAGAAUUAUGUAAUUAUUUUACUCAUUAAACAUGUUUAAGUAC
Messenger RNA from Photinus pyralis (common eastern firefly), 3835 nucleotides. RefSeq lists its product as uncharacterized. Lineage: Eukaryota; Metazoa; Arthropoda; Insecta; Coleoptera; Lampyridae. The record is from RefSeq and is a predicted model, not a curated record. The transcript has 8 exons. The coding region runs from base 372 to 1442 and encodes 356 amino acids.